Messenger RNA from Dentiscutata erythropus, 227 nucleotides. Lineage: Eukaryota; Fungi; Glomeromycota; Glomeromycetes; Diversisporales; Gigasporaceae. The record is from the annotation of a GenBank genome assembly.
AUAAGGAUGGGGAUGAAAAAGAAUUGUUGUUAACUUUAGAGGAUUUCGAAUAUGAUAAAAUGUUAAAUUAUGAAAAUAGUAAUGGGAAACAUAGAAUAAGUUAUGAGGAAGAUGAAAUUGAAAAAGGAGAGAGUGAAAAUAUAAAACGUGCCAGAAUUGAUGAAUCGGGUGAAUGUAGUAAUACUAGUACCAAUAAUAGUUAUAUAGAAUUGUCUGACGAAGAAUAA